Molecule: messenger RNA, 2037 nt
Organism: Cynara cardunculus var. scolymus (artichoke)
Lineage: Eukaryota; Viridiplantae; Streptophyta; Magnoliopsida; Asterales; Asteraceae
Exons: 3
Coding region: 27-1697 (556 amino acids)
Molecular function (GO): protein binding
Source: RefSeq, a predicted model, not a curated record
UAUGUGAGAUCUCUCUUCCUUCAUCCAUGGUGGAUCACUGCUUAUCAUCAACAAUGCCUGCAUCCCCUUCCCAUGCUUCUCUUGAAAAGAAGCAUUGGUGGCUCACCAAUAAGAAGAUCGUUGAUAAGUAUGUGAAAGAUGCUAGAACUCUGAUUGCAUCUCAGGAACACUCCGAUAUCGCAUCAGCUCUCAAUCUGCUUGAUGCCGCUCUUGCUUUAUCCCCAAGGUUUGAACCGGCUCUCGAAUUGAAAGCCAGAUCUCUUCUCUAUCUCAGAAGAUACAAACAAGUCGCUGAUAUGCUUCAGGAUUACAUCCCUAGCCUUAAAAUGUCUUCCGAUGAUUCCUCUACUUCAUCUUCGUCCUCAUCGCUUUCAUCAGACAAUAACUCCCAACCCUUGUCCAGAGAACGAGUUAAGCUUUUGUCCUCCCCUAACCAUGAUGAACCUUCCUUCAAGUGUUUCUCCGUCUCCGAUUUGAAGAAGAAGGUCAGGGCCGGCCUCGGUAAAAAUUGCGAUAAAGAAGGUCAAUGGAGGUAUUUGGUUCUAGGUCAAGCAUGUUGCCACCUAGGUCUGAUGGAGGACGCCAUGGCCCUUCUUCAGACCGGAAAGCGCCUUGCUUCCGCCGCAUUCCGCCGUGAAAGCAUCUGCUGGUCAGAUGACAGCUUUUCUUUCUCCGCUGAGAUCUUCACCGACGGCAACCAGCCACAGACGCCUCCAAGGACAGAGUCCGAGAGCAUCGGUCACCUCCUCGGUCACAUCAAGCUCCUCGUUCGUCGCAAAACCGCCGCAAUCGCCGCCCUAGAAGCCGGCCUAUACAGCGAAGCCAUCAGGCAUUUCUCCAAAAUCGUAGACGGUAGGCGCGGAGCUCCUCAGGGUUUCCUUGCCGAGUGCUACAUGCACCGUGCCUCCGCUUACCAAUCCUCUGGUCGGAUCGCAGAGGCCAUAGCGGACUGUAAUCGGACCUUAGCAUUAGAUCCAUCUUGUAUUGAAGCCCUAAGCACCAGAGCUUCACUUUUUGAAACCAUUCGUUGCCUCCCAGAUUCACUUCACGAUCUUGAGCACUUGAAACUAUUAUACAAUUCCAUACUCCGUGAUCGGAAGCUACCGGGACCGGCAUGGAAACGGCAAAACGUUCGAUACCGUGAAAUUCCGGGAAAGCUUUGUUCUUUAGGGUCUAAGAGUCAAGAACUGAAGCAGAGGGUUGCUUCAGGGGAAACAGGGAAUGUAGAUUACCAUUCUUUAAUCGGGUUGAGACGGGGUUGUUCAAGAUCCGAAUUGGAAAGAGCCCAUUUGUUGCUUACAUUGCGUCACAAACCCGAUAAAUCCACUAGUUUUAUUGAUAGGUGUGAGUUUGCGGACGAACUUGAUAUGGAUUCGAUCCGAGAUCGAGCAAAGAUGUCUGCUUUAUUGUUAUACCGAUUGAUUCAAAGAGGGUAUACGAACGUAAUGGGGACAAUUAUAGAGGAAGAGGUUGCUGAAAAAGAGAGGAAGAAGGCAUUGCAACAUGAUAAUCAAGAAGCCACAAGAGUAAAAAUGACACUAGGCAUUGAAGAACAGAACCAGAAUUGUGAAAACAAAAAACCGGCACCGGUGUAUCAAGGGGUGUUCUGUAGAGACCUUGCGGUGGUGGGGAAUUUGUUGUCGCAGGCGGGGUUUAACCGUCCGAUCCCGGUCAAGUAUGAAGGUUUGAGCUGUUAGGAUGAUUACGAUGUAAAAAAUGGUGACGGGGAAGCAGCAGUGAAAGAAUAUGAUAAAAAAAUGAUAAAUAAACGUGGAAUGGAAGUGAUUUUUGUACAAAAGGAGGGGGGGGGGGUAAUUUACAAAGAAAAGAAGCCAAAAAAGCCUGGAAAUUUUUGUCACCUGUUGUCUCUUUCUGCUUUCCUUUUUACUGCUACUACUAUUACAGUAGUACUGGUGAUGGUGUUAGCUUUUUGGUUUUGGUACAUGUGCAUUUGAUGAUCUAUAUCUAUCUAAUCUUUCUAUGAUUAAAUUUGAAGGUAAAAAAGAUGAUAUGUAUAUUAUUAAUAUUAAAGGUGUA